UGCGGUUAUGGAGAUCGAACAUGACCGAAGCCUGUUUUUGGCAUACUUUUAAUGUAUGCAAAAACACAAGAACACGGUUUAUCAUGUGUACUUGAUCAUGUUGGUGAUUCUGGCUGGAAAGUGGUGGCACAUACUUUUAGCAUCCAGAGAUCAAUUUAGAAUGUGCUCAUAAAAAACACCAAAACUACGCUAUAUUUAAUUACCUUCAUUAAUUAUGCUUCUUAAUACAAGACAAAAAUUUUAUCUUACUAAAUAUUUAUAUUUGCUUCGGUCAAUUUUAGUACCACAUCCUAUCAGAGGGUGCCACAAGUUUUCAGAAAACUCAGCUGUGCGUUCAUCAUGUAUACGUAAAGCUUUUAUUGAUUACUUUAAGUAUAAACAUGGGCACGUAUUCGUACCAUCAUCAUCAACAAUUCCACAUAACGACAAUACACUGCUAUUUGCAAAUGCAGGUAUGAACCAGUUCAAAGAAAUAUUUCAAGGCACAGUUUUUCCUGAUUCAAGCAUGUCUAAGUAUAGACGUGUAGUGAACAGUCAGAAGUGUGUACGUGUUGGUGGCAAGCACAAUGACUUAGAUCAAGUAGGCCGAGAUUGUUAUCAUCAUACAUUCUUUGAAAUGCUCGGCAACUGGGCCUUUGUUGAUUACUUUAAGGAAGAUGCAAUUCACAUGGCCUGGGAUCUCCUUACCAAUAUUUUCAAAUUGCCAGAGGACUGUUUAUAUGUAACUUACUUCAAAGGAGACAACCAAUCAAGUCUUUCACCAGAUUUGGAGACUAAAGCUAUUUGGCAACAACUUGGUUUACCUGAAGACAGAGUUUUACCUUUUGGAAGUAGUGAGAACUUUUGGGAGAUGGGUAACACAGGGCCUUGUGGACCAUGCACUGAGAUUCAUUUUGAUCGCCUUGGAAACAGAGAUGCAUCGGCUUUAGUCAACCAGGAUGAUCCAGAUGUCAUUGAACUGUGGAACUUGGUCUUUACUCAAUACGAUAGAGAUACUAAGGGAAAACUUCACAAGUUACCUAGCAACAAUGUUGAUACCGGUAUGGGAUUGGAGCGUCUUGUGUCCGUAUUACAAGGAGUGACUUCGAAUUAUGAUACUGACCUUUUUCGUCCUCUUAUUGCAUCAAUUGAACAGGUAUCUGGAGUUGGGCCAUAUGAAGGUAAGGUCGGUAUCUCAGAUACUGAUGGAAUUGAUAUGGCCUACAGAGUGCUGGCAGACCAUGCUAGAAUGCUUACUAUAUGUAUCACUGAUGGUGCGAGACCUGGACCACAAAUGCAAGGGUAUGUCAUCAAGAGAAUAAUAAGGAGAGCUACAAGAUAUGCAGUUGAAAAACUUAAGGCACCUCCUGGCACGAUUGCCAGUCUUGUACCAGUAGUGGUGCAUUCCCUGGGAGGUGCAUUUCCUGAACUGACGAAAAAUCCGGAAAUUGUGAUGCAAAUUAUCAACCAAGAGGAGCAGCAAUUUCUCAAGACAUUGGAAAAAGGAAAAAGAUUUUUACAGAAACAUAUAUCAAAGCUAGGGUCUCAGAAAACAUUAUCAGGUGAAGUUGCUUGGAAGAUGUAUGAUUCAUUUGGUUACCCCAUUGACUUGACAAACAUCAUCGCUUCAGAAAAUAAUUUGAAAGUUGACAUGGAGGAGUAUGAGGAAGAAAGAAGGAAAUCACAUGAGAUUACAAGUCUUGGUGGCAUAAAAAAUCAACAGAAAAAGAGAAUGGUUACCCUUCAUGCUCCAGAUGUUGAAUGGUUAAAGAACAAGAAAAUACCCGUCACAAAUACAUCAGCUGUCUAUGCUACAAAUUACAGUGAAUCUAACAGUUAUUAUUCUCCUGAUGUGAAAACUAGAAUAAUUGCUAUCAAAGCAGAAAACAAUUUUGUUGAUGAAGUUGGCAGUAAUGUUGAGUGUGGUGUCAUUACAAGCAGUACUAACUUUUAUGCCGAGUCUGGUGGACAAAUUGCUGACAUAGGUGUGAUAAUAAAUGACCAGUCACUUAAUUGCCUUAAUAUUGAUGAUGUACAGUCUUAUGGUGGAUAUUCAUUACAUAGUGGAAUGUCCAAGGCACCAAUCAGAGUAGGCGUUGAAGUACACAUGCACGUAAACUGGGAACAUAGAAUCAAUGUAAUGCGCAACCACACAGGUACCCAUCUGUUGAACUUUGCACUGAGAGAGGUUUUAAGUAAUACUAGUCAGAAGGGUUCACUGGUAGCCUCUGAUAGGUUGCGCUUUGACUUCAAUUCUAUGGAAACACUAAGUACAGAAGAUUUACAAAAUAUAUCUGACAUUGUUAAUCGUUUGAUACAAGAAAGUCUCCCACUGUAUACAUCUUCCAUGUCAAUUGAUAAAGCAAAUACAAUUCCUGGACUACAAGCUGUGUUUGGUGAAACCUAUGGGGAUGAGGUUAGAGUGGUAACCAUUGGUCAAAUAAUCAAUGAAUUAAUGAGCAGUGAUUAUACUGGUGGAUGUUCAGUAGAACUAUGUGGAGGCACACAUGUUGAGAAUACCAGUCAUAUUGAGAAGUUCAUUAUAACAUCUCAGAAAGCAUCCAGUAGUGGAGUGAGAAGACUUGAAGCUGUCACAGGAGCAUUUGCCAGAAAAGCAGAAUCUAAUGGCAUUGCACUACAAGAGUCAUUUAAGCAGAUCCAACAACAGGUAUCAUCUUGCCUGCAGAAUUCACUUGUAAACUCCCACAGACUGUUAAAAGAUCUAGAAUCCCUUGCAAAAAUUGUAGACAAAACCAGCAUGUGCCUCUCAUUAAAAACAAAACUGAGACAAGAAAUAUCAGCAAAUAGAAACAGCAUCAAUAAAGCCGUGAAAACUUCAUUCAAAUUACAAGUCAAUGAGAUGGCGUGUGCAAUAGUCCAGUCUAUUGACUUAAACCAUGGUAGGAAAUACCACAUACAUCACAUAAACAGCUAUAAUGAAAAGAAACUUUUAGUUGGUAUUCUUAAGGAAGUGAGCAGCCAGAGGCCAUGUACUGCAAUAAUGCUGCUGUCUUCAGGUAUGGAUAGGUUAUCCUGCUACACCCUAGUGCCAAAGGAAUUGAUCCAAGUGGGUGUCAAGGCAAAUGAGUGGGCACUUGCAGUAAACCAUCUGAUUAAUGGUAAAGGUGGUGGUACAGAAUCGUUAUGUUGUUACCAAGGAAACAUGUUCCCAAUUGAUCAAAUCAUAGCAGCAGCAGAACAUUUUGUAUCUAGCAAAGUUGCCAGAGUGAGUGACCUCUGAAAGCCACCCAAAGAGGGAGCUAGCCAAUACUAUGAACCUAUGAAAAUUAAUAUCUGUAUCAUGACGACUCUGACAUAUGGCUAUUGUUUUUCUCAGCCACAGUGCAUAGAGACUAUGUAUUAUGUGCUAUACAAGUCCCCAACCUCUACCAUUACUAUUUACUUAUGCCGAAUUACCUGUGCGUACACGGUAGUGAUGGCUACGCCCUCUUAAAAUUGGAGGUGUGCACCUUCUUCCUCCCCUUCACGUUCGUGGAUGUUCAUUUAUUAAGUUUUUGUUUCUUUGUGGCUAAAAGCGCUUUGUUUCCAGUUUCUACUGUGACACUAUACAAGUACAUGACCAUUAGCCAUUACAGUUGGCACUAGUUAUUGAAAGAACGAGAGAGUGCUAUGGUGAAUAUAAUCUGGGAGAUUAAUGCUAAGCAAACCAAAAUAUACUACUCAGGAUGACAAAUUUCAGAAACUGAACACAUUACAAUUUCAUAAGGCCAAAAAAAAAAAAAUUGUUGUGUUGUCCUUAAAUGGAAAAAAAAAAAUCUAUUUUUUGGGUUUUUUUUCCUAAGGCCUCGUAGCUAAUAUGUCUAAAUGUUAGGCAACACUUUCUCAAUAUUAUAUCAACGUCACAUAUACAAUAGACUAUGAGUUCGUGAUUUAGUAUUCAUAUUUCUUUUGAUUUCCGAGUGAGGAAAUCAUCCCUAGCCGGUACAUCUUAUCGGAAUCGUACAUAAUCCUUAUUUUGUAUGGUAUUGAACCUAUGGGGAAAGUAACCUUUUUCAGUUCAUUAAUACCGAAUGUUUUAGCUAAUUUUGAUAGGGGCAUAGGCAAAAAAGAAAGCAAAUCAUUAAAUCGAAUCGAGGUAUCCUUUUCUUUGACUGAAAUUAACUUUCCGUCCCUAAAAACAACUUCCGGAAAAACGCCGUAAGAGUGUAAGAACUGAAUAAUGAAAUAAUUAUCAUAACCCUGAAAAUUAUUGGCAAUACAUAUUACAUUUUGAUUGUAAGAAUACUACUUUAAAUAAGUAUUCACAAAACUGAAAACAGGCAUCCUCCCCGUCAAAAAUGUUGGUUUUAUCCUCGCAAAUUCGCAUUGAUCAGAAUCUUGAUCAUCGUUAAUACAAUUUAAACAGCUUUUUUGAAGUAUAAA
Anneissia japonica is the source of this 4362-nucleotide messenger RNA. RefSeq names its product alanine--tRNA ligase, cytoplasmic-like. The record is from RefSeq and is a predicted model, not a curated record. NCBI's taxonomy places the organism in Eukaryota, Metazoa, Echinodermata, Crinoidea, Comatulida, Comatulidae. Gene Ontology annotation, biological process: tRNA modification; alanyl-tRNA aminoacylation. Gene Ontology annotation, molecular function: nucleic acid binding; aminoacyl-tRNA deacylase activity; ATP binding. The coding region runs from base 215 to 3220 and encodes 1001 amino acids. Gene Ontology annotation, cellular component: mitochondrion; cytoplasm. The transcript is spliced from 19 exons.